This is a messenger RNA of Danio aesculapii, 2661 nucleotides long. Its product is annotated as cadherin-related family member 5. The transcript has 14 exons. Gene Ontology annotation, molecular function: cadherin binding; calcium ion binding. Gene Ontology annotation, cellular component: membrane; adherens junction; catenin complex. NCBI's taxonomy places the organism in Eukaryota, Metazoa, Chordata, Actinopteri, Cypriniformes, Danionidae. The record is from RefSeq and is a predicted model, not a curated record. Gene Ontology annotation, biological process: calcium-dependent cell-cell adhesion; cell-cell junction assembly; homophilic cell-cell adhesion. The coding region runs from base 1 to 2661 and encodes 886 amino acids.
AUGGUUUUGAGGUUGAUCUUCAGGAAACAGCCAUUGUGGAGGAUUUUAAUAUUCUGUCACCUUUAUUCUGCCGUCAGCCGGAAUUCUGUAAUUGCAGCCAGUGAAUGUGAUGGUGGUCAUGACGUGUUUGCCAAAGUCAAAGAGAACAGCCUGAUGGGAACAUUUAUUGCCAACCUCAGCUUUACAGCAGAUCCAUCAGCCAAUCGCAUACACUUAAGGCUUUCUGGAAAAGAUGCUGGGUGGUUUUAUUUGGAGGGGAAAAACAUCAGACUGAAUUCAACAUCAACAAGGAUUAUUGACAGAGAGACACACGGCUCAGUUUUAAAGGCAACUGUAAGGUGUUAUGAACAUAAAGUGCUACAGGCUGAACAUAGAAUCAUGGUGGAGGUUCUGAAUGAAAAUGACAACAAACCUGAGUUCCUACAAAGCUCCACACAACCAGUGCAGCUCAGCGAGUUGACAGCAGUGAACUCUGUAGUGUUUACAGUCCAGGCCACAGAUGCUGAUGGAGACACACUCACAUACAUCAUUGAAGAAUCAUCACCUGACGCCAGGUAUUUUCGAGUGGACUUGCCCAACAGCGGCAAAGUGAUUCUGAACAAGUCACUGGACUAUGAGAUCAAAACGCAGCUCCGACUGACGCUUUAUGCAGUGGAGACCAACACUAAAGAGCACUACAACACAACAGCAACGGUCAUCAUCAAUGUGACAGAUGGAGACGACCAGUACCCACAAUUCCAGCCUUGCACUCUUCUCUCGGCCAAUCACAGCAAGCGCAUUUGUGCCAACCCACUGUACACUGCCAACAUCACAGAGAACGAGCAGGACAUCGUCUUGGAUUUCUUUCCGGGACCAAUUCAAGCUGUGGAUGGGGAUGAGGGUCUCCGAACGCCAAUAAAAUACACCAUCCUGUCAGGGGCAGACAAUGGCAGAUUUGUAAUUGACAGUAGUUCUGGAGAGGUGAGGUUAACCAGAUGUGUGAAGAACAGGCUGCUGAUCCCGACACUGAGACUACGUGUUAUGGCAGCUCAGACGGAUGACCCUCUGAAGUACGCAGUUGCCACAGUUCUGGUAAGGGUUCUUGCAGAAAACAAGUUUCCACCACAAUUCAGCCGUUCAGCAUAUCGUGGCUUCGUCAGCAAGAGCACAAGUCCGGCUUCACUCGUCAUGACGUACGCCAACAAAUUACUCAUCCUAGAGGCUACAGAUCAAGACUUUACCAACGGCUUCAAUCCCAGACUGCAGUAUUCUCUAAACUCCCAAAUCAACAGCUCUCGGCUCUUUUACAUUACACAAGAAGCUCUGCUCAUCGCUAAAACCAGCCAGCUGCACCCCGGACACAAAUACUUCCUAGAGGUUCUGGCCACUGACCUGGAAUCAGGAGAUAGUGUUAAAGCUACAUUGCAUGUGGAAGUUCUUCAAAGAGGCCAAUCAGUCCCACAGGGCCCACUGGGGGUGGGGCAUCCAUACAGCCGCGAGACCGUAGGCAGAGCAGAGGGCGUGGCAGGGGUGUGUCUGAUCCUGCUGGCUGUUACCUUAUUCACUGUGGUGCGGUGCAUCCGGAUGAGCAGAGAGAAGCGGGAUCACGUCAUACGCAACACUGUGGCAGACAGCACACACCCUAAUGUGGUUAACCACAGCCCACCAAUGCCUUUAAUAGAGGACACAUUUUCACGCCACAAUGAGGCGUUCAGCGAAUACGACUUCUCCACUUCAACGUUCUACGGCAAACAGGGCAUCUACACCAAAACAGAGGAACCAUCAUCAUCAUCUGCUGCAAACUUACCAUCAAUAACAUUCAACAAAUCCCUAAUAAGGGAACCAAGACGCAAUUAUCUGGCGCUGAGGCCCAACGGGAGACCCGUGCACAGAUUCAACAAUAAAACGGUGUCGUUUCAGGACUACGUCGUGAUUCGCGAAUGUGACGAGGAGAGUGAGGAAACUACCACCUUCACAACCGAAGUUGAGGUCUGCUCUGAUUUUGAAGAAAUUAACAUGGAUUACGAACUAGAAAAUGAGGAUUCGGAUGUCACCGAAGAACUUGAAAUACAAAGUCCCACUUCAUAUUGUGACGACGCAUCAGAAACGCUUGAUACACCAGUCGACCAAGACUACCAAACUGCUGUUGCAAAUCAGACGGAUUCUGAAGAUAUUAUUCAUGCAGAUCCACCACAAAAAGUAUCCAGAAAGCACAGAUUUAAGUCAGACCUGGAGAGAAUCCACAGAGACUCAACUCUAACUCCAGAACGAGACCAUUCAAUAUCACAAACAGCUCAUUCAGAAGAUGCUGCGUUCUCCAGUCUUAAAGGAGAGUCGUUUCUAAUACACACUAAAGCCUUGCUAUCAUAUAAUAAACAUUCAGAAACCGUUCAAUCAGACUGUGUCAGACAGUUUGACGAUCACAACGUAGACGCUGUGGUUUCAGGAGCUGAAAGUUCAGUGCAAAACAUUCAAGAUGCAAGUAACUUUACUGCUGAUCUACAAACUCAUGACUCCUAUUACGUCAACGAGGACGUCGCAACUAAUUUAGACGACAGCAGUCCAGAAGAGGAGUCGGGGUCUAGCUCAGAUUCAAGCGGUCUGAACUAUCUUCAGGUUCUUCAGUAUUUCAACAAACAUCUCGACGCUGAAGAAACCAAUGAUGAGGAAGAAGAAAGCUAA